This is a messenger RNA of Striga asiatica, 936 nucleotides long. Lineage: Eukaryota; Viridiplantae; Streptophyta; Magnoliopsida; Lamiales; Orobanchaceae. The record is from the annotation of a GenBank genome assembly.
AUGCGGAGAGACCGAUGGCUACCAUUCAAGGAGUGGGGUCACAUUCUAGAAUCUGGUAAACACCCCAGUACGAAGAGUAGUAAACUUUGGCGCCUGACUGAUGGCCAAUCACUUGCUUGUGCGUGGUUUCUUGACAACGGCACCCACGAUGUGCUGCUCAGUGAUAACUUUCUUUGUAGGAUAAGAGCCGCUGCACUCGCCGUGCUGCAGAUCAUCCACAUUCUUCAUGGCAGGCGUAUCAGCUUUGAAGUCGAGGGCACGCCCAAUGAGCGGCUCACAUGCAAGAUCAGCAUCUUUGCCCACAGUUUCACCAACCACUGCCUUAAUGUACGCCUCAGGAUUUGGCGCCUUAUUUCUAAUUACCUGUGCAUCCGCAUCCUCAAGCUGUGCUGCAGUAUGGCUGAUAAGCUUUUCACCGUCUUGCCCAUAGACAGCAGCUGCAAUGGUUCCAGUUGCAUCUUCAAUGGUUAUUGGGAUCCUAGCCCUGCAAUAAAUAGGGUAUGGGAAGUUGCAAUACCUCGCCACUAUCUGGCUGUCCCUGUUGCAAGAGCUGCACCUUAUUUCAGAGGUGACGGGCAGGUCGAACUUUUUCAAGCAAAGCAUGCAUGCGCCAAACCACAAUGGCUGUUGGUUGAGAAGUGUGGCAAUGGUCUUGAUGUCCUCAUCCCUUGGUGGCGGCAGCAAAAUUUCAGUGUCUUUGUAUGCUUCACUUGCAAUGAGGUCCGACACAAUUGGUUUGUUUUGCAAAGCGGUCCAAUGGGUGCUAUAUUACAGGUAUAUUUUCGAAUUACCCACCACUGUUUUAGAGUGGCAGUAUCGGGGGUCGGUGGAUUGAUCAGAAUAGAACUGGCUGCUCUAGUGGACAACGAAAGGCCAUGGAACGUCGUCACCUUGACUCGCAUAGCCACAACAACAUUUCCCGCGUUAAUGGUUUGA